AUGGACCCAACCCCGGCGCGGUUCGAGGGCAUGGUGCACACGCUCUUAGUGGCCAGGGCGAGUUGUGCCCUGCCGAUGGAUGGGGACCUGCGACUGCUUGAAUAUCUAUUGGUCAGGAUGGCGACCAUCCCGGCGGCUAUGCUGUGGCAGCUGCUGGAAGCCCGCGCGGAUGUGUCCAUGAUAGAGCAUGAGCGCCUUGGGCUCGUCUCCCCGCUUGGCAUGGCCGUUAGUCUAGGAUUGAGUACUGAAAGUAGCAUCUUGCUUGCCGGUGCCUGUAAACUGCUGGUGCACCUAAUAUUCAGUCUGCGGAGGUGUCAGGGCUCGCUGUGUCAGCAUAUCCCCGCAGCCAGGCUCGAGGCGGUUGGGACGCCAAUUCUGGCGAUCCCUGUCCCCACGCAUCCAGGUGUCACCAUGCAGCCUUUCGAGGAGACUGAUUUGGAAGGCGCACGCCCUACCACCAUGGCACUCGCGGAUGUACGGUCGGCGGGUCUAUGUCUUCAUGCAGAUCCUGCUGGCUCUUUGUUUUGCCGCUGGCUCAGCAUGGGCACGCGAACCUUGGCCAGGAUGUGGCCCGUCCCAGUGCCUCUGGCGCGAUGUCCAGGGUUCCUGGGGCACCGAGAUUUUCUCCAGUUCCUUGAGCCACUCGUUGGUGUGCCUAUGAGUAUGCUGCGGGUUACGGACUCGACGGGGCGGGGCCUUGUGGUGGACAACCCGCGCUCGUAUACGCGCACUGUCCUGCUCAUCCGUGUGGAGCCAGCUACUCGGCCGGACAUUACAUGGCUUCAAGACAAACUCUGUGGGGGGGACCUGUCCCUCGCCUGCUUUGCACAAGAGCAAGGCUGGCCCCUGGACGGUCGCAUGGGGUGGGAGCCCCAUGCGAAUGCGUUAGUCUGGGCUGUCGCGCAUGCAGGGCUUGCCCUCCCCGCUUUGCUGCGACACUUUCUGUGGAGCCCACGGAGGAGCCAGCUGCUUCGUCCCUUGUUGCGUACCUGGAUGCAAGGGGUUCGGGCUCCGCCGGCCGCGAGCAGCACGGUCGCUUAUCUCCUGGCCUGCUUGGACGCCGAGCUGAGGGAGCAGCUUCGUGAGAUCCUCAUGCAGGAUCUUGAGGGCAUCAAUGCGACAGCACCGCGCUGGCUCGUAGACAUGAUGUGGUAUGGAGCCGCCCCUUGGCCGCCGAAACUCUACACGGUGCUGGCCACACACAUGCUUUGGCAGGGCCAUUACCAGUACGUCGGAUGGCUGCUUGCCGCGGGGGCGGAUGACGCGGUUCUUCGCCACCGCGCUUCGUUGAGGCAGCCAGCUUCCGGGGAGGAACCGGCCGUCAUGCCCAAACAUGCUGCCGCUCAUCUAGGAGUUCGCGCCUGGGGUGCACCUCAGUGGGGACGGCUUGUCCAAUGCCUGCCGUCCCGCGACGGCUUUACCAACGAUUCCAACGGCAUCGUUGUCCGCGGGAACUACCAGCUACAGGGGGCUUCGCCACGUGCUGGGUCUGGGGUCUGGGGACCUCACCUGUGUCCGGUGGCAUGGGCGCUGGACCAGCCUGUAGUGGUGCUCACCAGGGUCCUCGAGGUGACCAGAGAACGUCAGCUACCCGGAGGCGGCCGGCUACGUGAGGCACUCGACCUUGCGGCCCAACGCGGCGAUACCUUGCAAGUUGCCAUCUUGGUCCGUUAUCUCCGCAUGCGGCCGGUUAUGGACCCUGAGGAGGAUGCUGAGCCUGACCCUGUUCACCUUGCGCUGCUAACGGCGGUUCAGGCGGGGAGCGCGGCCACCGUCUAUGAACUCCUGGCCGCAGGCUAUCCGGCUGAAGGACCCCUGCUGAAGCGUGCCUUGAUUGAGGCAGUCGAGCAUACAGCUCCGCUCGCCGUUUCUAGGCUUUUGCUGAUUGCCAGAGCCGACCCAGGCCUGGAACCACAGAGUGAUGAUAGCGAUUACACGCCUUUUGGGCUAGCAGUCUUUAACCGCAUGUGGGACACAGUCCGGCUCUUUUUGUGCAACUCGAUCGCGCACCGACCGGGGGCUGUGCAAAGGGCCUUACUGGGAAGCGCCUGUACUUCGGCUCGUCCUGAUGCCUGUCUUGGCUCAGCCGACAUUCUUUUAGGAGACUGCCAACUGGUCGGCGAUUCCGCUGCACCAGAGAACCCCUGUGUUCUGCCUUGCUCGGCUAACGCCGACAUGGCUCAGCCGCCUCCUGCGCUGGUGGGCGCUUCUCCGUUGGCAGCGGGCACGGACCUGACCCUCCGGCUGCAGGCCCGUGGGACAACGGGCAAGUGGGAAGCGCUUGGAGCCGGCCUGAACAUCCCUCACUAUGAUGUGCUGCAGCUCAGCACGUCUUCGGCAGUGGACGCUCCCUUCGUCCAGUAUGCCCACGUGAUCGCUGCCUUGUACGAUUGCAACGUGGUGGUCAUUGAAGCGAGCCGUCGCCUGGCCUGGCUCAAAGCGGUGCCUGGUGACCCUCGCGUGGCAGCUAGUGGCAUCACCUCCUAUCAUGACUCCCAGGGACACCGCGGUUACCAGGCCUUCUACCACACCUGA
Molecule: messenger RNA, 2535 nt
Organism: Symbiodinium sp. CCMP2592
Lineage: Eukaryota; Dinophyceae; Suessiales; Symbiodiniaceae
Source: the annotation of a GenBank genome assembly